Molecule: messenger RNA, 2398 nt
Organism: Cucurbita maxima (winter squash)
Lineage: Eukaryota; Viridiplantae; Streptophyta; Magnoliopsida; Cucurbitales; Cucurbitaceae
Product: 7-deoxyloganetic acid glucosyltransferase-like
Exons: 3
Coding region: 177-1640 (487 amino acids)
Molecular function (GO): UDP-glycosyltransferase activity
Source: RefSeq, a predicted model, not a curated record
AGGGUUUUACUUUGAAGAAAGAACUGAGUAUUGCACAGAAACUAUCAACCAAUAAUCAAGCUUCUAGAUUCUUGUCAGGAUUCUUAUCAAGAAGAAAAACGCAUACACUCAUACGCCCACACACACCCACCACAAAAAACAAGCAAACCAGAAAGAGAAGCCGGUCAGAAUUAAGCAUGGAGCAGGAAGAAGCAGAGCCCCAUGUUCUGAUGUUUCCCUUUCCAGCCUUAGGACAUGUCAACCCAAUGCUCAAACUUGCCGAACUUCUUUCCCUCUCCGGCCUCCGAAUCACCUUCCUCAACAUCCACCGUAUCCACCAAACCCUCGUUCUUCACACAAACCUCCAAUCUCGUUUCUCUCGAUUUCCCAAAUUCCGAUUCCAAACCAUCACCGACGGCCUUCCCCCUAACUACACCGGCGGCUUGACCAAGCUCUCUGAAUUGACUCACAGCAUGGAAGCCGUAACCAAGCCCCUUCUCAGACAGAUGCUGGUCUCUCGUCAACUGGGUCCCAUUCCGACCUGCAUAAUUCUUGAUGGGUUUUUCAGUUUCAUGGUUGAUGUUGACGCUGAGCCUAAAAUCCCAGUUUUCUGUUUUCGUACUGUCAGUGCUUGUUCUUUUUGGGCUUAUUCAUCUAUUCCCAGACUCAUCGAAGAUGGUCAGCUGCCUGUGAAAGGGGAAGAGGACAUGGAUAGAAUGAUCGAAGGCGUGGCUGGAAUGGAAAAUAUUCUCCGAUGCAGAGAUCUUCCAAGCUUCAGCCGAGUGGGGGACCAAACGGAUCCGAUCCUUCAAUACAGCGUGAACCAAACCAUACAAAGCUCUAAAGCUCACUCUCUGAUAUUGAACACAUUUGAGGACUUGGAAGGCCCCAUUCUAUCUCGUCUACGGAGCCGAUGCCCAAAUGUCUACGCAAUCGGACCUCUUCAUGCCCACCUGAAAUCAAGACUAUCCGGUGAAAUAACUCGGCCGGAACCGGAGUCUUCGAACGGCUAUUGGAAGGUGGAUCGGAGCUGCCUGGCAUGGCUCGACGCUCAGCCUUCGAAAUCUGUCGUCUACGUUAGCUUUGGAAGCGUUACGGUCAUGGGGGAUCGCCAAUUUAGGGAGUUUUGGCACGGAUUGGUGGAUAGUGGGAGGCGGUUUCUGUGGGUUGUGCGGCCCAAUUUGGUGGGCGGAAAAGAUGGGGAAAAUGGGAUUCCAGCGGAGUUGGUGGAGGGGACGAAGGAAAGGGGGUGUAUGGUGGGUUGGGCUCCGCAAGAGGAAGUGUUGCGACAUGAAGCCAUUGGAGGGUUUCUGACUCACUGUGGGUGGAAUUCGACAUUAGAGGGAAUAGUGAGCAGCGUGCCAAUGAUCUGUUGGCCUCAAUUUGCAGACCAGCUGACGAACAGCCGAUACGUGAGCGAGGUUUGGAGAAUUGGGGUGGACAUGAAGGAUGUUUGCGACAGAGAGAUAGUGGCUCGGAUGGUGAAUGAUGUGAUGGAAAACAGGAGAAAUGAAUUGAUGGGCUCUGUUAUUGAGACUGCAAAAUUGGCUAAUACAAGUGUGGAAGAAGGUGGAUCGUCCUUCCGUGAUUUGGAGCGAAUGAUCAACGAUAUUCGAUUGCUUUGGAGGAGACGCAUAAAGAGGUCAUUUCCACCCGCUUAGCAUAUUUUUUUGUUCUCUUCCAUUGAGAAUGCAAUUGGAAUGGAACCCAAGUAGCCAUGUGUUGGGCAAACCUGUUUUGGUCGUCUCCUACAUUUGUCCACCAUCUUUAAUGGACACAUGAUCCUCCAUUACAUUUUUCAAAGUAGGAGCAAAGUCUUUAGUCUAAUCUUUGGGAGAAGAAAGUUUUGUUUACUCAAGCAUGAGUUGGACCUCAUUAUUGGAAUUAGACAUGACUGGCCAAAGGUGGCACGGGAAAGUGUUUGUAGUGAUGGUAGACUUAGAAUUAGGUAUUUCGAAGGAUGAUAUGACUAUGGGAUGGUUGGUGAUCGCUCAACAAAUUCCACACCUAAUAUCUUAACCAAACGACACAAAUAGACUUCAAAUGCUUCCAGCUUGAAUCUUUUUCUGAAAUCUAGCUUAGCCUAUUAUAUUGGUUCAUUUCUCAAUUAUUCCUACAAUUUAGGCUUUAAUUAUUACCACAAAAUCACUGUCUUAUUUUAAUCUUCUGGACAGAGAACUGAUGGUUGUUGGUUCCAGAAUUGUGAAUGAUGAACACAACAGUGAGCUCUUUGUCUUUGAGAAAAAUGUAUCUCCAACAAGAACGCCAAAUUGCUUUAUUAUCUGAUUAACAAGAAAAGUUAGAUCAAGUCAAUUGCUUCAAGUCCUUCCUUUUCAGUUGUGAAGCUUGGGCUUAUGAAUACUUAUGAUCCUUUCUGUAUACAAUAUUGGACAGUCGCCUUUUUUCUUUCACCUAUUGA